Molecule: messenger RNA, 1134 nt
Organism: Vicugna pacos (alpaca)
Lineage: Eukaryota; Metazoa; Chordata; Mammalia; Artiodactyla; Camelidae
Gene: KLRF2
Product: killer cell lectin like receptor F2
Cellular component (GO): plasma membrane
Source: RefSeq, a predicted model, not a curated record
GAGAUGCUAGAUCCUGCAUGCAGAUCAACCAGUCUCAACAAAGAUGCAGGUACUAUGAAUGUAGCAAACAAACAGCAUGGCUUUCAUUUAAGUUUAGCACAGAAGUAGCUGAACUAGAGCCAAAGGGGUUAUUCAUGUCGGGGCAUAUAUCUUCUAAGUAAUCCCUGAAAAGUGAUGACUAAGCACCUGCUUGGUGCUUUGGUGUCUCACAAAACUUGGGAAAUAACCCCGGAGGUAACUCUCCAGCUUCAUUACCAUCCAAUUACCAAGAUGUAAACAGCCUGUCCGCUCAGUGAGAUGGUGACUUGGAGCGAAAUUUAGUUUGAUGUAAGGCACUGAAGAACUGGAAAUGUCCUGCACUUCUGAAUAUGCAGUAUUUUCUAGAUAUCGUCACAAGAAUACAUUUGAGGAAAUGGAGAAUGAAGAUGGCUAUAUGAUGCUGAAGAAUCACUUCAAAUCCAGAAAAAGAUCUAAAGAUGUCCCUCUGUAUCUACAAUAUCACUGUCUUUUGCUAGUAUUUGGAUGCAUUGGGAUCCUCAUUAUCAUCACAGCAGUGAUUGGCCUGGACUUUUGGUUUAAAAAAAUGGACUUCUCUCAGAAAGAAAAUAUCACCAGCCUAGCAGGAAAUAAUUUUGUGUGCCCAGAAGACUGGCUAUGGAACCAAGGGAAAUGUUACAGGUUUUCAACUUUUUCUAAAACUUGGAAUGAGCGUCAACGUGAUUGUGCAAAGCUCCAGGCACAUUUGCCAGUGAUUCAAAAUUCAGAAGAGCUGGAGUUCACACAGAAGAGUUUAAAAUCGGGCCAUCCUAGCUGGAUUGGAUUAUAUAUGAUAUCUCCAGGAAAACAAUGGAUGUGGAUAAAUGAGCACCUUUUUAUGGAACAAAAACAUUUUUCCGUGAUUGGAUCAAUGGGUAACACGAACUGUGCUGUCGUAACAAGAAGUCAAGUGUAUUCUGAAGACUGUGACUCCAAAUUUAAUGGCAUUUGCCAGAGAGAUGCUGUCUGAACAACAAAAGCAAAUCUGUGCAUUUAAAGAACCAGAAGAAAUAUGUAUGGAUGUUAAUAGCGCCAAUUUUUUUCAUUAGUGGAAUAUAAUUUUUUUAGUACAAAUAAAGUUUUUUCAAGUAUUCCUAA